AUGGCCGCGGCAGGGCAGGGGGAUUUACAGGAGUUGUUGCGGAUGUUCACGUCACGCAAGGUUCCCAUAUUGACGGCCAUGCAACACGUCAAGGCUCUCCAGUCGUCUCAGCUUCGGAGCAUCGGUCCCCCCCUCACCAGUAUCGACCAGAUCGCGCAAGCACCCUUGAGCACCAUCGAGUCGGCGAUUCACGACUCGAAGCUGGCUCGAGGCCUUCAUGCGGCGUGCAAAAGCCAUGGCAAGAAGCGCGGGGCCGAGGAGUUGGCGUCGGCCAGCCCGAAGAAGGCCAAGCUCGAGAUGCACAAGCGUGACAUGGACUACAGCUCCAUGACGGCAGAGCAGCUCGAGGGCUCGUUGACGCUGCCCUUGACGGUGGACGAGGGAGUCAUCGGCGAAACGAGUCUCGUGACCAACCGGGCGCCGCUGGUCCUGGCAUUCGCCGUCGAGCUGCUACGGUUCACGAUGCCGGAGCAGCCGCCGAGCAGCCGGCUCAGCUUGGCGCAGGCGGUCGUGAGCGCGAACUCGAGGACCAAGGCGGUGAGCAUCGGCAUCGAGAAGGCGUCCCGGGGAGCGGAAGAGCAGAUUCCAGAGGGACAGCCUCGGGUGCGGGUCCUCGGGCGAGAGGUGCCCGUUCUGAAACGGGGCGGCUACGCGUGGACUCCGGACUCGCCGGCCUCGCUGCAGGUCGCAGCCAGAACCAGCGCGGCAGGACCCGACGCACGGCGGGAGAAGAAGAGGUGGACAGCAAGCCGCAAGGUGACGUCGAAGGCGUCCACCUUUAUGGCGCACGCGGCCUCUCUGUCGUCGCCGAACCAACGAGCAGGCCUCAUGAAGGAGCUCUUCACGACCAAGCCCGAGCUCGAGACGGCGACGCACAACGCGUGGGCGGUGCGGGCGAGCUACGGCGGCUCGCCACUCGUCCAGGAGGCCUCCUUCGACGACGGCGAAUCGGGCUGCGGAAAGUUCAUGCUCGAGACGAUGCGCGGGUCCGAGGUCAAGAACACGGUGGUGGUGCUGACAAGAUGGUACGGCGGCGUGAUGCUCGGGCCCGACCGUUGGCGGCUGAUGCGGGAGUGCAUCGGCGACGCCCUCUCCUCCCAGCAGCGCACGUCGACGCUCUCGGGCGAGGCCGUCUGGGGGCUCGACGUGCAGGACACGCGGCCGGCGGCGUCGACGGUCGGCAUGGCCAUCCACCGGCCCGAGGGGGCUCGGAACUACCUGCUCCGGAGCUUCGCCACGACGCACGAGGAGGGCGCGAGCGAAGGGAAGAAGACGGCGGCGUCGAUGAACUCGGAGAGGCAGGAGAACCUCGGGCGACUCCUGGGCGCCCUGCGGCUCCUCUACGCCAGCUGGGCGGGGGUGCUGAGCAGGGACGAGCUCGACCGGCGCGCCUGGACGUGGUACGUCGCCGUGCGGCCGGACGUCGAGGCUGGGCCGUCGGGUUGGGGCGCCAAGGGGACACUCCGGCUGGAGAAGAUUCUCGCACUGCGGCGCACGCAACAGGGAGAUGGUGGCGAAGGAGGCGAAUCCGGAAUGGCGGCAGCGGGUUCAUUUUGCGAGUGA
This is a messenger RNA of Drechmeria coniospora, 1563 nucleotides long. RefSeq names its product putative impact protein. Lineage: Eukaryota; Fungi; Ascomycota; Sordariomycetes; Hypocreales; Ophiocordycipitaceae. The transcript is spliced from 2 exons. Gene Ontology annotation, cellular component: cytoplasm. The coding region runs from base 1 to 1563 and encodes 520 amino acids. Gene Ontology annotation, biological process: regulation of translational initiation. The record is from RefSeq and is a predicted model, not a curated record.